Messenger RNA from Poecilia latipinna (sailfin molly), 3300 nucleotides. RefSeq lists its product as uncharacterized. Gene Ontology annotation, biological process: regulation of transcription by RNA polymerase II; negative regulation of DNA-templated transcription. Bases 348 to 3206 code for a protein of 952 amino acids. The transcript has 11 exons. Gene Ontology annotation, molecular function: transcription corepressor activity. Lineage: Eukaryota; Metazoa; Chordata; Actinopteri; Cyprinodontiformes; Poeciliidae. The record is from RefSeq and is a predicted model, not a curated record. Gene Ontology annotation, cellular component: histone deacetylase complex; transcription regulator complex.
AGAAGAGAUUUUUUUGGUGCAUCUUUAGGUCAAUUUAGGAGGAAACUGAAUAACACAUAGAUUAAAAAAAAAACAAAGAAGAAGAAAGAGAGGACAACAAACGCUUGGUGAGAAAGAGAGACGCAGCGAUGUGGGGACGGGCAGAUAGACGGAAAGAUAUACAGAGAGCUGGAGGUGGGGGGCAGAGAGAUAAAGAUAGCUAAAAGGAGGGAGAUCCGUCAGCGUUGUUUCCUCAGGAUGUGGUUAUCACGACGACGCAAAGGCAGUAGAGGCAACAUCACUACCCGCUGGUCCUCUUUGACACCUGCAACAAUGUGUGUUCUAGCACAACCAAGCACACUAUCACCAUGGAGGGUCGCUCGUCCUCGCAGUCCUUCUCCAACCUCCAGCAUCAUUGCCACCGUCCGACCUCUUUCCCCUUGACCUUAUCCGGCUUUCAGAGCCCUGAUGCCGGGUACCUGUCCACACACUCCGCCCAGGACUCCCACGACCAGUACAGAGGCAGAGAGGAGCAGUCCGCGGCCUCCUUCCUGACAUCAAACACCUCGUCUGGGGUGAGGAGGGCGAGCAGCGACAGUGACAGAGUCUUCCUCACCACCAGCGGGAGUAGCUUGGAUGGAGAUGCCGGUUUGGGAGGAAACUUUGAUGGCGAAAACAGACAUGGCGGUCAUUUUGACGACUCAUGGUACGGCAAAAAGGGGAUCUGGGACGAUGGGGAGAGAGAAAGUGCUGCGGAUGACUUCCACAGCAACACGAAUGAUGUGUUUUGCACUCCUGAGGAGGGAGACAGGUGGAGAAUCAGGUCAAACUACAACAGUUAUGGACAAGGUGAAGCCGUUUGUAGCAGGGAGUUUGGCGCGAGCCACUUCGGUAAGCAAACUAUAUCCUACAACAGGACGGAGUCAAAGCUGAGCGACCGCUACGGAGGAGGAGAGGAAGAUUACGGGUCCAGCUGCGGUUCGGGAGAGGAUCAGCUUCAGCCGGCGGAAACUGAAGGGUCGUGGCACACCGUGUCACCAACAGGGGAGGCAGAGGUCGGCGGUCCGGCGGAGCGGAGGUGGAGAGGAGUGGCAGACGCCCACAGCUUGGGCUCGGGAUCACCUGUGGCCAUCAACACUCAGAAACUGGACUCUUUCUCUGACGCGUUCCUCCCCCAAAGAAGGAGACGAUUCCAAAUGCCUCCUGAAAGGGAUUCUGGACAAAUCUGGGAGAAUGAACUGGAAUCAGUAAAGUUGAGGCAUAGCUGCGCUUUCGACCAAGACACCUAUCUUCACCCCUCCUCCUCCUCUUUGUCGUCUUCUUUCCCCUCCCCACCCUCGUCGUCUCACCUCAUGUCUUCAGUUUUGAGUCCUCCACCCACGCCCCUGCCUCCUCCCUCCCAGUCGCCCUCCAAAGCAGACUCUCCAAGCGCACAGGGAGGGGCAGGACAUGUGGUCACCCAGGGCGGAGAAUCCCUGGGCGGACUUCAGUUUUUCCCACCUCGCAUUCAGCCUGCCGGGAUGAUCUGGAAGUUCCCCCUGCUGUCGCAUUGCUUCUCGCAGGUGGCAGCUGACCAAAGCGACUCCAAGUGUGGCCUGAGGUCCUCUCAAGGUGACCAGGCUGGGAACGCUACAGCCACUUGUGACGUUCUCCAGUCUCCUGAACCGUCAUCCCUCACUUCUUCAACCCAUCGCUCAUCCCUCCAUGCCACCAGUCCGUCCUCAAACGCUCCUUUCUCUCUUCCGUUUCACCCGUUCUCCGGGAAGCAUCACGAAACCACGGAAAAUGCAUCUCCUUACAAAGCGACCCAGAAAAUAAAGACUGAACCAGUCGGUCUGGACCAACAGCAUCCCCAGGAACAAGCUGUACGCGUCUACACUGGGAGGCCGUUUCCAAGUAUCCUUCGCUCCAAAAGGGCUCAGAAUCGGAGCCGCUACACUCCUCGGCCUCUGCUCAAUCCUUCCCGCAGGGCUGCAGGCCUCUUCUCGACCCUUUCAUCUGUUCACCGCAGCGGGGAAGAAACAGCAUGGGCCGAGGAGGAGGAGGAGAUAUGUGGGUUACCAUAUGUCAACGUGGGUCCGGACUUCCAAGCCGAUGUUCCUCCUUGCGUCGGGGACGGUGAGUGUUCGGCUUCCUGGAUCUCGGAGGAAGACUCCCCUGGAGAGCAGCUGGUGUGGAAACCCUGGGACGAGCUGCAGGAGAGCGCGAGAGUUCAGUGCCACGUGGAGAAGCUGCUGUCUAUGUGCAGUUCCAGCUGCCUGCCAGGAGGGGGCAGUAACACGGAGCUAGCGCUGCACUGUCUCUACUACUGCAAGGGGAACACAAUGGCCGCGUUGGAGAUGCUGCUGUUUUCACAGCCCUCACCAGUAGCAGACUACCACUACUCAGGCUGUGAUUUCUGGACAGAUGCUGAGAAGAAUCUCUUCCACACGGCUUUAGGGACGUAUGGAAAAGACUUUCCACUCAUUGAGAAGACGGUGAGGACAAAAACGGUGUCCCAGUGCGUGGAGUUUUACUACCUGACCAAAAAGCUGGUGGACAAACAGAAGAAACAAAAAGAGGAGGAGAUCAGAGAGGCACAGGAGGAGCUGCAGAAAUGCAUGACGCCCAUCUCCCAGCCACUGGAGAGGCCGUUUGCUCUGGAAGAGGCGGUUCCUGUUCCUUCACUGGCCAGCUUCUUCCCCUGCAAGCUGUGUGGCAAAAUGUUCUAUAAAAUCAAAUCCAGGAACGCUCACAUGAAGAUCCACCGGCAGCCUCAGGAGGACUGGACCGACAGGCGGCUGCAGCACCAGCUCCUCACACAGCGUCUCGCCCUCAGCCGCCCCGCCAGCCUCGUGCCCAGCCCAGGAAGUAGCCUGCUCCCACCCCAGGCCUCUCCAGCCAUGGCGUUUUCCACCCAGGCCCUCGCCGCAAACGGCAGCGGCAACCCUGACGGCGUCCACAGCGUCAUGACCAACAGCGGCGCCGUCAAUCCCAACCAGCUCCUGGAUCCCUGCUCAGGUGUGACUUUUAGCAACAUCACUCCUACAAACUCCCAUCUGAUCGCCAUGAACAGUAUCGACGCGUGCGAUUCGAGCCGAAAAGACCCGAGCGCAGCUUUCCACCAGCCGUGGAGCUCUUUUGGACUCCUUCUUCCAGACAUGUCUUCUUUUUAUUGCCUCCCAGACGGGAAGGAGGAGGUGGGAGCCGGGCCGGUGGAGGGGAAGGAGGCGAUCAGCUGGCAGUAGCAUUACCACCAAUACUCUGAUUAUCUGUCAAUCUUAGUGCUUAAUUCAAACUCAUUUUUUAUUCAAAACUUUUCUUGUACUUAAAACAAACAAA